UGCUGGUUUGACACUCGUUUGAGUGAGCAGUUUGUUGUCAUUAAAUGUUGUUGAAUGUUAUUAGCUAGCUAGCUUUAACAACGGUCAGUAAAGUAUCGAUUUGAUUGAAGACCAAUGGAAAUGCGACGAACAUGUCGACCAUAACUUUUCUGCCGUCACCGCUCGAAUGCUUGCGGUCUCGGUUCCAUACCACCAGCACUGCAGCAGCGUGUGUCUCUUGCGAGCCCCAUUGAAAUGGAAACACCCAGGACCUUGUUAAACAGGAAAUAGACCAGGUCUGUCCAUCAGCCACCCUCUGUCCCCCCUGCGAUCAUGGAGGCCCAAGCAGGGGAGGAGCCAGGCCCAAGUUGUUCGCCUCCUGCAUCGCCUGACUCCGCCCCCAGCCCACAUAGCGAGGCAGUGACCAAUGAGCUGCAAGAGCUGUCGCUGCAGCCCGCCCCCAACCUGCUGCCCCUGAGAGACAGGAAAAACGUGCUCCAGCUCAAACUCCAGCAGAGACGGACCCGUGAGGAGCUGGUCAGUCAGGGGAUCAUGCCACCGCUGAAAAGUCCAGCUGCCUUCCACGAACAGAGACGAAGUUUAGAGCGAGCGCGGACUGAAGACUACCUAAAGAGGAAGAUCCGAAGUCGGCCGGAGAGGUCGGAGCUGGUCAGGAUGCACAUUCUGGAGGAGACGUCGGUGGAACCCUCCCUCCAGGCCAAACAACUGCAGCUGAAGAGGGCCCGUCUGGCUGACGACCUCAACGACAAGAUCUCCCACAGGCCCGGCCCCAUGGAGCUCAUUCACAAGAACAUCCUGCCUGUGCACAGCAGCAUCAAACAGGCCAUCAUAGAGACAGACUUCCCCAAGGUUGCUGGGGAGAUAUCCUCCUUUGAUGAGGACAGUAAUGAUACUGUCUCUCCUGAGCGGCCCAUUGGUCAGGAGUCUCCGCUGGGCCACGGCCCUCUGCCCUCUCCCCCUGACGCCCUAGCUUGCAACAGCACCCCCACACAGUUUCUCACUCAGGUUCCUCCACCACCCCCUCCUCUUCCUCCCUUCCAUGGGCCCUGCCAACCAGUGAAGUUGAGCGAUGGGACAGCAGUUCUGAGAACUGGCCCUGCACUGAUCAAGUCCCAGCCAAAGCCCACCUCAGAGCGCCCCCCUCAGCGAUCCAAGAAGCCCAAGGACAACAAGCCCAAGGUGAGGAAGCUGAAGUACCACCAGUACAUCCCCCCGGACCAGAAGGCCGACCACGAGCCGCCCCCUCAGCUGGACUCCACCUACGCCAAGAUCCUCCACCAGCAGCAGCUCUUCCUCCAGCUGCAGAUCCUCAACCAGCAGCAGCAACACUACAACUACCACACCAUCCUUCCUGCACCACCCAAACCACUAACAGAUCAACCACCUCCCACCAAUGGCCCCUCUCCUUCUCCGGCCGUACCCGCCCCCUCGACAUCCUCCUCCAGUCAAAGUGCACCAAGCCGGCAGAAUGUUACACAUGUGGGAGGGGCCACACCAGGUUCUUUGCCUCCUAACCUGGACGACCUGAAGGUGGCUGAACUGAAGCAUGAGCUCAAACUGCGGAGCUUGCCUGUAUCAGGCACCAAGAAUGACCUCAUCGAGCGGUUGAGGAACUACCAGGCUCAGCAGAACAGUCGUGGUGGUGGUAGUGCAACAACUACAACAGCAGGGGGUGCCACAGGGUCUGGGGCCGGAGCGCCCAAAACCAACCACCCAACACAACAAAAACAACUACUACUACUACAACAACAGCAACUUUCCCAACACCAGGCCCUGUCCUCUGUGGUCCACCAAUCAGGAGAAGCAGGUGUGGUAACCUUGGCAACCUUCCCGUUCAUGACCACUGCUCCACAGCAGAUCAUGCACUUUGGCAGCACUAGCUCCUCCCCGCCAGUCUCUCCUGCCCCCUCGGACCGCUCGCUAGCUGGGAUGAGCCCAGACGAGACGAGCUGUAAUGGAGACUCAUUUGGGGAGAUGGUAAGCUCUCCACUCACCCAGCUAAGCCUCCAUCCCUCCCCCCAGCACCUUGGCACUAUCAAAGAGGAGUUGAGCAGCUCAGCCCCAACAGCCUGCCAGUUCUCCAUGGCUGCUCUGCAGAAACACUUGCAAGUAGCACCCCCGUCUGUGAACAAGGACCAGAUGCUGCAGGAGAAGGACAAGCAGAUCGAGGCGCUGACAUGCAUGCUAAGACAGAAACAGCGGCUGGUGGAGACCCUGCGCGUCCAGCUGGAACAGGGCAAGAGAGGGGGCCGGGACGCCCCCCCAGAACCCCUGGGCCUUGUCAGGGUGAAGGAAGAGCCCCCAGACAUCCCCAGCAUCCCCUCCACAUUUUGCCCCAUUGCCCGCUCACCGACUCCUUCCCAGUGCCACGUGGAGGUCACCAAGAUGACCAUCAAGCAGGAGGUCGGGGAUGUGGAAGAGGCCGUGGAGCCGUCCUUGGAAGCCCCACCUCAGCAGGUGCAGCUGGAGCAGAUCCAGGCGCAGCAGCGGUCGCAGCUCGAGCAGCUGAAGCUACAGCAGUUGCAGCAGAUCAACGCGCUGCAGCUGGCACAGCAGCAGGCCUUGCAGCAGUUGCUCCUACAGCAGAACCAGCAGAAUCUGCAGAAACACCGCUCACAGCAGAGGAAGAAGAAGUCCCACAAGCAACAGCUCAAGCAGCAGCAGCAACAGCUACUGUCCCAACAACAACAGCAGAUACAAUCAAAGAACCAACAGCUGUUACAGUCAAAGCAUCAACAUCAGCAGAUAUUGCAGGCACAACCACAACAACAGCAGCUGAAGUCACAACAGGCGUCUCAGAUGUUCCUCAAUCAGCAGUCGCGCUCCACCACUUCCUUCCCCUUGGAUCUCCUCAAGACACACUCCACACCUACCCUGGUGACAGACAGCAACGGCAACCAUUUCCUCAUCUCACUGACCAAUCACUGUGCCGAGAGCCAAGGGAGUGAAACGCCACAAGGCACUCCACAGGGCAAAGCAUCCAAUCGCAUCAUACUGCAGAGACUGCAGUCAACUCCCACCAAGCUGCCCAGCCAAUCCCCUCUUCAGUUGUCCAGCAGUGACAACCAAUCAAAACCGAAAACUCAACCAGGCCUUGUGAAACAGCCAACCAGAAAGGGACAGAAGGUGGGGCUGCAGGUGUCAACCAAUCACUCCCCAGGGGUCGCGCUCUCCUUCUCUGCCCCGCCAAAUCUCCAGCCUUUCUUCCCCAAUGAUGACUCCUCCCCUUCUGAAAAAGACGCCUCCCCCUCUCCUCCAGCUCAAACGGAGGAUUUGAGUCCCGGUCUUGACCAUGAACCCCUGUUCAGCCCUCCUUCUCCCAAACAAACGCCCUCCCCUAACCCACCGGAUGACAAGGAUAAUGGAUCCACCCAGCAUAUGGACGACCUCUUCGACAUCCUGAUUCAGACAGGAGAAAUCUCAGCCACCUUCAAACCAGCGCCCGACCCUUCCCUGGCGCGAUUGCGCCCCAACACCCCUUCCCCUUCCCGUUCUCAGGCCCCCUCCCCUCUCCAGCUUCAACUCCACUUUUCGCCCCCCCACCCUCCCGAACCCGAGACCCCCAAGCCGAGCCCAGGGGAAGAGGAGACGCAGGCGCCGGCCACCACUGACCAGGACGUAAGCAACACAGGAAGUGGACGUCUGGAGGACUUCCUGGAGAGCACCACGGGCAAACCCCUCCUGGGGGUGGAGCCUGGUGGGCCCCUGACCCUGAUUGAUGACCUUCACAAUCAAAUGCUAAGCACCCCCAGCAUCCUGGACCACACAUCCUCACCCAUGGACACCUAUGAGCUGUCGGGCUACACGGCCAACCCCCCUGGCCUGAGCUUCGGAGACCAUGCCCUGGAUAGCAUGGAUUGGCUGGAUAUCACCAUGGGAGGGGCGAGCAACGAGAUUGCAGGGCUCGCCCCACUGGGUCCCCUGGGCCCCCACACUCCCCCCAGCGUCUUCUCCGCAGACUUUCUGGAUAGUUCAGACCUGCAGCUCCACUGGGACUCCUGCUUAUAACCCUGGACAGUCUUAGUGUCAUCCACACGGAUGGAUGCUGAUGUAACGUUGUCAAACUCUUUCUCUCUUUUCUCAACGUACGGUACAACGACUCAACAACACACAGGCUCUACUGCACUCUGAACUCAGUCCCUCUUACUGAAUAACACUUUGAUAGAUUUCUUAUGUGCAAACCCUUACGUUCUAUAAGGCAGGCCCUCUUACACACGUAGCUUAUACAGUAAUACCUUUGUUAACAAACCCGGUGGACCGUAGUUGAUGAUGCUCCUUCUUCUGAGCCAGUCGGCAGCUUACCGUAGCCACCCAUCUAGACUAUUGUCUAUGUUUAUUAUUGCCCUUAGUAGUAUUAGGAUGGUAAUAGUGUGGAGAUAUUGUAACAGUGUUGAACCAGUAAUGUGAGAACAAGACGAUAAUCACAUCUGUCUAGCAGAUUUAGGGUUAAAAGAACACAACCUACUUAUUUUCACGAGAACUUUAGAGGAGAUGAUCAGGGAAGCCAAGGUGAAGGAGAAGGAGCUGUUUGUUAGCAUGAAUGCAUGCAGGAGUCAGACCGUGGCUCCAGUGUAGCAGUCUGGUGACCGCAACUCUGACUGAGUAGGAGAACUGCAGCAGGAACCCGGUACAGAGGAGAGACACACAGACAGUGAUAUUUGACUAUACUGUAUUUUUGCCCAUAAUAAUGGGGUGUAUUUUGGAAUAUAUUUGAAAAUGCCAGGAAACAUGAUUUCAUGUUUUAGAACACGUGGUCUUACUCUCUUAGCUUUAAUGAUAUUGCUCUCGAACAUUAUGACAGACGUGAUAGGAUUUGAUGUAUUUGAUAAAAAUGAGAACCUGCUUUUUUUAACAGAGGUAUUGCUGCUACGUAGUGUACUUUAUCUCCCUUGGACGUAGGUUCAUUUUCAUAGACGCACAGAACUAUAUGUCAGCCAGUACUUUAGCUGAAGUAAGUUAGGGUUAAGAGAUUGCAAAGAUGGGAAUGUUUGUUUCAUUUGAACCUAUGUAAGCAAUUAAGUAUGCGGAGAUGACGUGUUUCGUGUAUACUGUAGUGUAUACUCCAUCAAUUAUAGUGAUGCCUACUGAACCAGGAGCCGCAUUGGUGAAUCACGAAUGCUGUGUUAUUAUUUUGGGUGCCCCUUAACAUCACAAUUGUAUUAUUAUUAAUAUGUACUGUAUCAGUACCUUUGCCAAACAAUUUUUUGAUAAAGUCCUCCCUAUAAGUUCUUGCUGUGAUAUACCAAUUUAGACACUGAAAAUGUAUUAUAAUGCACAGUACAUGGUUUACUGUGACAAAUUCUGUCAACAGUGUGAACUCUGUAUCCGGAGUUAGAAAACCCAUUUUUGAUUUUUUAUUUUAUUUAACCUUUAUUUAACUAGGCAAGUCAGUUAAAAAUAAAUUCUUAUUUACAAUGACCCUACCCCGGCCAAACCAGGACGACGCUGGGCCAAUUGUGUGCCGCCCUA
Messenger RNA from Oncorhynchus gorbuscha (pink salmon), 5469 nucleotides. RefSeq names its product myocardin-related transcription factor A-like. The record is from RefSeq and is a predicted model, not a curated record. Gene Ontology annotation, biological process: smooth muscle cell differentiation. NCBI's taxonomy places the organism in Eukaryota, Metazoa, Chordata, Actinopteri, Salmoniformes, Salmonidae.